This is a messenger RNA of Diabrotica virgifera virgifera (western corn rootworm), 1242 nucleotides long. RefSeq lists its product as uncharacterized. The transcript is spliced from 3 exons. Bases 1 to 1242 code for a protein of 413 amino acids. Lineage: Eukaryota; Metazoa; Arthropoda; Insecta; Coleoptera; Chrysomelidae. The record is from RefSeq and is a predicted model, not a curated record.
AUGACCACGGCAGCUAGUAGUAACUGUAGACCAGAAUUUCAUACUCCGAGUUUAGCUUUAAAAUUGGGUUAUGCUCUUAAGAAAUGUGUGGCUAUUCAGAGAGGCAGUGCUUUAAGAGCAGGAAAUAUGACAAAAAACAAGUCAUUGUUAUCAUUCCUUCAGCUGAUGAAAAUGGAAUGGAGCAUACGAAUAUCUUCCCAUGCUAUAUCCACACUUUACCGAAGAAAAUUGAAUUCCACUCAACUUUUGCCAAUUACGACCGAUUUAGUGAAACUUAGUAAUUAUAUCGAUACAAACAUGUUAAAGGCUAAACAAGAAUUAAUGCAAGACUACACUAAUAAUUAUAAGUGGACACGGCUUGCAACAUUAACUUUAUCUAGAAUAAUAUUGUUUAAUAAACGCAGAUCGGGUGAAGCAGCAAAAAUGAAGCUAACUGAUUAUAUUUCCCGACCAACUUGGGCAGAGCAAAAUACGGACGAAAUAAAAAAUUCUCUCACAAUAAUCGAAAAAAAACUGGCAGAGUCAUUGACAGUAGUGGAAAUUGAAGGGAAACGUGGCAAAAAGGUCCCAGUAAUCCUAACUACAAAUACGAAACAAUGUAUUGAUAUUUUGAUUCAACAUAGAGUUACAUGUGGUAUUUCAAGUCAAAAUGUAUACAUUUUCGCCAGAUCUAAUCCAUCUAGUUCAAAUCUUAGGGGGCAUGAUUGCUUGAAAAAAAUAUGUGAAGAAAUUGAUUUGCAGAAUCCUUCAGCAAUAACGGGAACAAAGUUGCGUAAAUAUGUAGCAACUGUAUGUCAACUAUUUGACAUGUCAGAAAAUCAAUAUGACUGGUUAGCUCGUCACUUAGGUCAUGACAUCAAAGUACAUCGUGAUUUUUACAGAAUGCACGAAAGUGCGAUUGAACUCACCAAAGUAAGUCGAUUGCUUAUAGCUGUUGAUAAAGGUGAAGUGAACAAGUUUGCUGGAAAAUCUAUUGACGAAAUAGAAAUUAAAGUAACCAAAGCAAAAAAGUCCAAAAAGAUUUCCAGAGGUCCAGUUCCAUGGACGAAGCAAGAAAAGGAAGCCGUCUGCAAUUAUUUUAAACUUAAUAUUAAGAAGGGAAUUGUACCAAACAAAAAAGAAUGUGAGAAAUGCAUUGAGCUACAUCCCAUAUUAGUUGAAAGAUUUGGACAACCUGCUGAUCGUGGUGAGCAUGCGCACGUAUUUUGGUACGCAUGUCACCACGAACAGAGGUACGCUUAG